AUGACCGAUCUACACGACAGAAAUACAAAUGCCGGAGAAGAAGCGCCGAAAGGCUCAUCACCACUGAAGGACUCCUUUGAUGUAUCGUUAUCGUUUGUGGACGGAGAAGAAAUAGUUGAAGAUUCGUAUGAUUCCUUUGAUGAUAGCGAAAAUAAAAGAAAUAUCGAGUCACUUGCGAGCAAGAACGAUGAAAAAGUGGAAACGGAGAUUCACAAUGAGGCAAACGAUUCCUUUGAUUCAAUCCCGGAUAGCAUUCCAGAGCAACAUGGUAUUGAUGUUCUUGAAGCCUCGCCGCCCUACGGAUCUGCUGCUGGUGACUCGUCAAAAAAACUGGUUAUUUCCAACGUUUCUGCGAAUAUAAAGUUAAAUGAGCCGCUAUCAACGGACGUUGACUCAUUUAACGAUGGCCAAGCAACACCAUCUUUGGAACGACCAGCAGAAGAGUCAACGAUAUUAGAAGAGCCGAUCGCAGAAGAAAAAGGAUCUAGAGAUAGGCAAGCUUCACCACCAAAUAAACAGCCAGAAUUGAUUGUGAAAACUUUGAAAAAACAUGAAGAAUACGACUCAUUCGACGACUCGCCACUAAAGGAACACCCUGAGACUUCCAAUAAUUUGGCGAUGACUGAAAAGAAGAUAUCGAAUGAUUCAACCAUAUCGAAACAAGCGACUCCUAGCGAACAAUUCCAAGGAUUUGUUUGCGCAAAUGGAGAUAAAAUCUCGAUAAACCCAAAGCUCCUUGAAGAGUCAAAAAGGCUUUUAUUCACUACGUUGGAGGGAGAGAACUGCGACCCAACGGCUGGCGAUGACAAUAGAUUUGAAUCUCCACAGCAUCAAGUAAAAAGCUAUGCAUCAUUUAGUUCUACAAGAUCCGGAUUUAAUUCUCCAGUUUUCCGCUCAUUUCCAUCUCCGAAUCCUUUAUCUGCCAAGCGGGGAAGAUAUUCGGCGAGCACUUUCAGAAGCCCAUUGGUGAUGAAAACUGAUUCCUCACCUGCAAUAAAAAAGUCUCUAAGUGAAAGCAACUUUGUUUCAUCUUUUGAACCAUCGAAGCUACCCGGAAGCACAAAAAUUAACGGAAAUUUGACGGAACCGCUUAGCAUCGACGAGGCACUUUUGUCUUUGACGUCCGAGAACUUCUUUUUAAUUCAUGAGCUGUCGAAGAACAAUUGUGCAAGGAAAGCCAUUGUCAAGAUUCAAAUCAUGAAGUUCCUUACCGAACCUUUCGCUAUGUUUUGUCAAGUAUGCGAGAGUUGUGAAUGCGAAAUGAAUGUAGAUAACAGAUGCCCUAGAUGUAAAAGCGAAAAGGGGAAAUAUCGUUAUUCUUUUGAAGUAGAGAUUAAUGAUUCAUCGAUGACCAUUCUUCAAUGUCGAUUUGGUGAUGAUGCGGGAAGACAACUUUUCGACAACGACGCUGAUGUAAAACAUAAAUUAAUGAUGGAAGAUAUUGAUAAAUGGUAUGCCGAUAUUUCUUCAACCAGGGGAAAAUACUUCUUACUCGAGCUGAACAUAUUACGAAACCCCAAACGAGCGAUUUACAUUGCACGUGGUAUAAGCCACAAAAUGGAUCAUGACGGGAUUGCGCAAAUUGUGAAGCAGAAGAUUUCAGCGAUGUUAACAGCCGUG
Molecule: messenger RNA, 1620 nt
Organism: Mesorhabditis belari
Lineage: Eukaryota; Metazoa; Nematoda; Chromadorea; Rhabditida; Rhabditidae
Source: the annotation of a GenBank genome assembly